Molecule: messenger RNA, 11101 nt
Organism: Liolophura sinensis
Lineage: Eukaryota; Metazoa; Mollusca; Polyplacophora; Chitonida; Chitonidae
Product: neurexin 1-like
Molecular function (GO): calcium ion binding
Source: RefSeq, a predicted model, not a curated record
AUUAAAAGAGAGCUUUCGCUUUUGUCGCAUGGACUAACAAGGCAUAGGAAAGAGGUGUUUUACGAAAUGACCAGCGUGUGACUCGUCAGUGGAUACGGUCGCCAAUCCUAAAUGGUCUUGAGGAUGUAGUUGGAGGAUCAGAUAGAUACCCAGCUUAUUGCGCUAUGGUCAGACAACCUGAUUCCCAGUCAAGUGUUGUGACGUAACAUCGGACAUACGGCCCAUUGAUCAGUAUUAGUCUUUGUGACGGGAUUAUCCGUGUCUUCUGCGUAACUACUAGGAUCCAUUGUCAUACCUGUUGUGUCGUUUCCAUGGUUCCUUCAGUCCUUAUAUACCAGCCAAUCAGUGGUCUCCUUGUAUAACAGCAUGGCUGAGGGUACCAUCAUGUCUGUGGUACGCUACACUGCGGUGCUUUUGCUUCAGUUUACCUUUACGCACUUGUGCCUGACCUUUGAUCUUGAGGGGUCGCAGACAUCUUAUGCAGCCUUCAGUCGAUGGAACCCCUGCCUCAAUGGAACCUUAAGUUUUGAAUUUAAAACAGACCAACCAAACGCCUUGUUAAUGUACACUGACGACGGCGGUAAGUAUGAUUUUUUCGAGGUCAAACUUGUCGGAGGAAUUGUGCGCUUGCGGCUCAAUUUGGGCGAUGGCACAGUGAUUCUUACAGCGGGACACAAUGCCAAUGACAUGCGAUGGCACAAAGUGGAAGUGAAGCGAUCCAAUGAGCAGACGACCAUCAGUGUGGACGGAAUGUCUCAGUCCAGAUCUUCAAAAGGUUCAGAAUUUGCAUUCGGUGGAGCCUCCAAUAACAACGUGUUCUUUGGCGGGAUGCCUAUAGAGUACAGUGCCACUUUGAACCAACUAGCUUUGCCAUCUGUAAUGUUUGAACCUAGAUUUAAGGGAUCUGUCAGGAAUAUCUUAUACUCCAACUGUGGUGGUCCCUUGGAACGGCCUUCCAUGGUGGACUUUCAAGGAAUACGCAAUUCAGAUGAGGACCUUUGUGACCAGAGCAAUCCAUGUGAAAACGGCGGGAUGUGCCUGUCGCUGAAUAACGGGGUACACUGUGACUGCUCCCGCACGGACUACGAGGGAAAGUUUUGUAAAAGGGCAAAAACACCAUCUGAAGCGACAUUUUUUGGUGCUCACUACUUGUCAUAUGACCUGUCUAGCCGUGGUGACCCCAUCGUUAGCAAUGUGGAUGAGGUUAAUCUGCAGUUCCGUACCAGACAGGCCAAUGGACUGCUCUUCUACACAGGUGAUGGGGCAGACUAUUUGAACAUUGCGUUAAAAAAUGGUGGAAUUGCGGUCAGCGUCAACCUGGGGUCAGGAGUCUACACCAAGGACGUGUACUCUUCAGAUUUCAGCCUGAAUACCCAGCGCUUAGAUGACAACAAGUGGCACCAUCUGGUGGUGAAACGGGAAGCCAGAGAGCUAACCCGGAAUAAAGGUGUAUGCUAUAUCCGAGUGAAUGUUGAUGGUAAAGAACAAGACGUGGGCACAACCUCUGGGGACUUCACUUUGCUGUCCAGUAACAUCCUGUUUGUGGGGGGAAGCCCUAACACUGCGCAGCUAGCAGGCUCCCUGGUACCAAACAACUUCAAAGGCUGUUUGAAAAAGGUGAUUUACAAAGCUGACAGCAUUCAUCUUGACUUGGUGGACUUGGCUCGUGCUGACCACAACCUGAUAAACGUGGUGGGAGAUGUUUUAUUUGACAAGUGUAAGGAUUUGGUGGAAUCUCAACCAGUCACUUUCACUAGUCCUGAAUCCUUUAUUUCCCUGCCAACAUGGGAAGUUGAAAAGAAUGGUUCGGUCUCCUUUCAGUUCCAGACGAUCGAAUCUAAUGGCGUCAUCAUGUACAACAAUGGCGCUGAAAGCAACUCCGAUUUUUUCGCCUUGGAGAUUUUGGACAGUAACCUCUACCUGAUCCUUGACCUUGGGUCUGGUCCUGUGAAGGUAAAAGCUCCAGCCAGGUCAGUUGCGGACGGUUUGCCACACCAUGUCCUGGUGAGUUUGGAUGGUCAAAAUGGCUUCUUUCAGAUGGAUGGCAACAAGAUUGAAUUUUCAACACCGGGUCCUGAUGACACGCUUGACUUGGAAGGUAUGCUGUAUGUUGGUGGCAUCAGCAAUCACCGUGAUGCCUAUCUCUUACCUCAGGAAAUGUGGUCUGGGAUGCUGGGCUUCGGAUAUGUCGGCUGUCUCCAGGAUUUGGUGCUUAAUGGGGUUAAGAUAGACCUUGCCCACCUUGCCAAGCAGCAGGCAUCUCAGGGAAUUGCUGAGUACUGUCGCACCAUGGAACCUCAGUGUCUCAGUCGACCCUGCAUGCACAAGGGGGUCUGCUACGAGGGAUGGAAUAGAUUUGUCUGUGACUGCAGAGCGUCUGGCUACAUUGGACCAGUAUGUCAGCAAGCUGCAACCACACUCAAGUUCGACGGCACUCAGCACAUGAAGGUCUCUUUACCAGCCGAAUCACUGACUGAAGCUGAGGAUAUAUCCCUACGCUUCAAGACCAUCUAUCCAAAUGGCCUACUUUUUGUGACCACCACCAGCAGAUCGGAAGACUCGAUGGAGCUGACUGUGGACGGUGGAUCAGUACGCUUUAGCCUCAGCCUGGGAGGAUCUUCUACGACAUUAGUGGUGGGCACAAAUGUGAAUGAUGGCUACUGGCAUACAGUGUACAUAAAACGCCGAGCGCGGGAAAUGGAGAUGCGCAUCGAUGACCAGCAUCCUCACAGAGAAAAACUGCGAGUUGACCAGUAUAUCUUUGAGUAUUCAAGUAUUUUUCUAGGUUCAGCAGAAGUCACUGUUGAUGCAACAGCCAAAUCUCGAAACCGGAAAACUAUUUUAGACUUUGAAUCUCUAGAAGUGGGCAACAUGAUGUUGAGUGAUGACAACUCCUUGCGUACUCUGACCAGCUUCAAUGGCGAAAUGCAACAGUUCGUGUUCAACAAGAACCAGUUCAUUGAGAUGGCAAGUUCAGGCCAGAUCCAAAACAUAGAACUAACGGCCACAGUGAACAGCCAGGAGAUCAUUAAAGAUCCGGUCACGUUCAAGUCCAAGUCUGCUUACAUCAUGCUACCACAGUUCCAGGCCUAUUCCUCAUUCACACUUUACUUCCAAUUCAAAACCACGGAAGCCAACGGUCUUAUCUUUUAUAAUGAUGGCAAAGAGCAAGACUUCAUAGCCGUUGAAUUGACCAAAGGUUACCUGUACUAUAGUUUUAGUGUGGGAGCAGGAUCGAGCCGGAUUAAAAUUGAGAGUCCGACAAAGCUCAACAACAACGAGUGGCAUGAUGUGGCUAUUAUUCGUCCAGAUGAUACUCAACACAUUCUGCGUGUUGACGAUGCACCACCUACUGUUCAUAAAUCAAAGGAGACUCAGAUCGUGCACUUUGACCUCAGUGGGCCCCUGUACGUGGGUGGAGUGAAGAAAACGCUGUAUUCGCUUCUGCCGCGGUCAGUGCUGUCCAGGGAGGGUUACCAGGGCUGUCUGGCUUCCAUAGACUUGAACAGUCAGAUGUUCAAUCUCAUGUCUUCAUCAGACAGAAUUGUGGGAUCUGUGGCUGAAGGUUGCCAAGGCCCCAGUGUGAUGUGUGCCACUGAUUCCUGUCUUAAUAAUGGCCGCUGUGUCCAGCACUGGAAUUCCUUCACCUGUAACUGUGACCUCACCUCUUACACGGGCCCAAGCUGUAUUGAGAAGAGCAUCUCUUACCGCUUUGGUCCUGGAAGUGGACUGAUCACGUACAGGUUUCCUGAUGGUAAAUACCCCAAAACGACUUACGAUGAGCUGGCCCUUGGCUUCAUAACGCAGGAGACAGAUGCAGUGUUACUGCGCAUCGACAGUGCUACAUCAGAAGAUUACUUGGAGAUGGAACUGGUGAAGGGGAAUAUCUUUGUGGUGUACAACAUGGGAAAUGAUGACCACCCAGUGGCUGAGCUGUAUGCCAAGGUGUCCGAUGGAAAGUACCAUGUGGUGAGGUUCACGAGGACGGGGCCCAACUCCACCAUACAGGUGGACAACAUGCUGGUGCAGCCCAAAACACCAGAAGGGAGACAACUCAAUAUGUUCAAUGAUCAAGCUGUGAUUCAGAUAGGAGGCAAGAAGAACAAAGACGGGCGAAUUAUACGACAGUUCCGCGGAAUAAUGUCAGGAUUGGUAUUUAACGAGAAGCGAUUACUAGACCUGGCAUCGGAGAACGAUCCACAGAUAACAAUAGAGGGGGAUGUGCAGGAGGACAUGGAGUUCGAGAGACAUAUCAAACAAGACCCCAAAGCAGACGUUGUUGAUCUGGUGAAAGCUGGCUGGCAGUCGACCGAAGGAAUCCGACCAUCUUGGACAACAUUGCCAACUCCUUCCAUAGUUAUGGAGAGUUCUCUUGAAGAACUGCAGUUUGGUGUGGCCAGUGGCUCAGGGAGUGGGAUCUCACCCAUGCGACCAGGAUUUGAGGACAUGGAGGUAGAGGUUGAGAUAACUGGCAAAAAACCAUUCAAUGGAGAGUCUGACAAAGUAAAAUCUGCCAGAGGAUCAGGAAGUGACAAUGGUCCCAUAUUGCCAGGAUUAGAGGAUUUGGAGAAUGACAGUGUGAAAUCUGACAGAGGAUCAGGAAGUGGCAAUGGUUCCAUGUUGCCUGGAUUAGAGGAUUUGGAGAAUGACAUUGUGAAAUCUGACAGAGGAUCAGGAAGUGGCCAAGGUACCAUGUUGCCUGGAUUAGAGGAUUUGGAGAAUGACAGUGUGAAAUCUGACAGAGGAUCAGAAAGUGGCCAAGGUACAAUGUUGCCUGGAUUAGAGAAUUUGGAGAAUGACAGUGUGAAAUUUGACAGAGGAUCAGGAAGUGGCCAAGGUACCAUGUUGCCUGGAUUAGAGGAUUUGGAGAAUGACAGUGUGAAAUCCGACAGAGGAUCAGGAAGUGGCCAAGGUACCAUGUUGCCAGGAUUAGAGGAUUUGGAGAAUGACAGUGUGAAAUCCGACAGAGGAUCAGGAAGUGGCCAAGGUACCAUGUUGCCAGGAUUAGAGGAUGUGGAGAAUGACAGUGUGAAAUCUGACAGAGAAUCAGAAAGUGGCCAAGGUACCAUGUUGCCUGGAUUAGAGGAUUUGGAGAAUGACAGUGUGAAAUCCGACAGAGGAUCAGGAAGUGGCAGUGGUUCCAUGUUGCCUGGAUUAGAGGAUGUGGAGAAUGACGUUGUGAAAUCUGAUAGAGGAUCAGGAAGUGGCCAAGGUCCCAUGUUGCCUGGGUUAGAGGAUAUGAAAAAUGAGAGUGUGAAACUGGACAGAGGAUCAGGAAGUGGCAGUGGUUCCAUGUUGCCUGGAUUAGAGGAUAUGGAAAACGAGAGUGUGAAACGCGACAGAGGAUCAGGAAGUGGCAAUGGUCAAAUGUUUCCUGGAUUUGAAGAUUUAGAAAAUGAAAGUGUGAAACGCGACAGAGGAUCAGGAAGUGGCAGUGGUUCCAUGUUGCCUGGAUUAGAGGAUAUGGAAAACGAGAGGGUGAAACUGCACAGAGGGUCAGGAAGUGGCAGUGGUCAAAUGUUUCCUGGAUUUGAAGAUUUAGAAAAUGACAGUGUGAAACGCGACAGAGGAUCAGGAAGUGGUAAUGGUUCCAUGUCACCUGGAUUAGAGGAUAUGGAAAACGAGAGUGUGAAACGCGACAGAGGAUCAGGAAGUGGUAAUGGUCAAAUGUUCCCUGAAUUUGAAGAUUUGGAAAACGAAAGUGUGAAACAUGACAGAGGAUCAGGAAGUGGUAAUGGUUCCAUGUCGCCUGGAUUAGAGGAUUUGGAGAAUGACAGUGUGAAACGCGACAGAGGAUCAGGAAGUGGCAGUGGUCAAAUGUUCCCUGGAUUUGAAGAUUUAGAAAAUGAGAGUGUGAAACGCGACAGAGGAUCAGGAAGUGGUAAUGGUUCCAUCUUGCCUGGAUUAGAAGAUAUGGAAAAUGAGAGUGUGAAACGUGACAGAGGAUCAGGAAGUGGCAGUGGUUCCAUGUUGCCUGGAUUAGAGGAUAUGGAAAAUGAGAGUGUGAAACUGCACAGAGGGUCAGAAAGUGGCAAUGGUCAAAUGUUUCCUGGAUUUGAAGAUUUAGAAAAUAAAAGUGUGAAACACGACAGAGGAUCAGGAAGUGGUAAUGGUUCCAUGUCACCUGGAUUAGAUGAUAUGGAAAAUGAGAGUGUGAAACUGCACAGAGGAUCAGGAAGUGGCAGUGGUUCUAUGUUGCCUGGAUUAAAGGAUAUGGAAAACGAGAGUGUGAAACUGCACAGAGGAUCAGGAAGUGGCAAUGGUCAAAUGUUUCCUGGAUUUGAAGAUUUAGAAAAUGAAAGUGUGAAAGCAGAUAGAGGAUCAGGAAGUGGUAAUGGUCCCACUUUGCCAGGAAUGGAGGAUUUGGAAAAUGAGCAUGUGAGACUGGACAGAGGAUCAGGGAGUGGCAAUGGUUCCAUGUUGCCUGGAUUAGAGGAUAUGGAAAAUGACAAUUUGAAACCCAACAGAGGAUCAGAAAAUGGCAGUGGUCCCAUGUUACCUGAAUUAGAGGAUUUGGAAAAUGAGAGUGUGAAACCCAAGGGAGGAUCAGGAAAUGUUGCUGGUCCUAUGAUGCCGGGACAAGAAGAUUUUGAAAAUGAAAGUGUGAAACCUGACAGAGGAUCAGGAAGUGGUAAUGGUCCCACUUUGUCUGGUUUGGAGGAUUUGGAAAAUGAGCAUGGGAAACAGGAUAGAGGAUCAGGAAGUGGUGGUGGUUCCAUGUUACCUGGAUUGGAGGAUGUUGAAAGUCCAGCAUUUCAGGGAAAGAGCUCAGGGUUCCAUUUUACAAGUUCAGAAAAUUCACAGGUGCAGAAAUCAACAGAGAAAUACAAGAUUCAUAAUGGAGACCCUGGCCAUUCUGGAGAUCAACUGUCAUUUAAAAGUGACAAGAAAGACCAAAUUUCAGAAGUUAAAGGUCCCAUUGUGGAUGAAGUAUUGACUAGAAACUCUGAUAUUAAGAAAGCUAACAAUAACACACAUUCCAACUACAAGAGCAUUCCAGGGUUUGUUGACAUGGAGAUGUUGCAGCAUAAAAAUAUGUCACUUAAAAGAAUAGUAAUAGAGGAAGGCAGCCAGCCAAAUUCGGUAGAUACCACGGAUGAUAUUGAUGAGAAUUAUAUUUUGUCAGGUUCAAGAUCAAGGUUUCAUUCGGGUAAAGAAAUUGUCUCCAAAACUACCCUUAGUAACCGUAAUGCCCUGUCUACCUUAAGGAUCAGUCAUUCCAAGAGAAUUCGACUUAAAACAAAAUUGUCAUGGUAUCUGAAGGAAAGUUGGACAAGCCAUGAAAAAGUUUCUUCUAAAACGACGCCUGUGAAAGACAAUAAUGUGAUCAGUUGGAGGAAUGCUGUUCAGAGCAUUAAGCGCAUCAUUCAGUUGAAAGUUAAAGACCCAGCAGUCCCAAAACCUGAGGAUUUAACGAAGCAGAAUGAUCAAGCCUCUGCCCAGCACACAACUCCCAGACAGGAUGUCACGGACGAGAUCAUCUUUGCAGGAGAAGGGUCGGGUUGCCAUAGUGAUGAUGAAGAUGACUGCACUGAUGUUGUAUCGGGUCACGAGGAUGAUAUCAUCACACCUACAGUCAUCAUCAGGACCACCCCCAAACCUAAAACAACCACCUCCAGUAAAACUGCUCCGUGUGAUGAUGAGGACAGCUGUGAUGGCUCUGGUGGGGAUGGCCGAGAAACUCAGCCAUCAAGGAGACCCCCAACAAGGAAGCCGCCCAGGAAUCCUGGGAAAACCAGCAGAAAGCCGCCCACAAAGGGAUCUACACAUGGCACCACCAAGCGGCCUAAGGAGGACGCAACUGUAUGGAGCGGCCUUGCCAACAUCACUGUGUCGCUUAAUGGCCCGUCAGAAGGAGACAAUGCAAAUGGACCAACAGAACGACCAAUCAAAACAGAAAAAAAUAUGGAACGUGUCAAUGUCGGUCUUAUCGUGGGAAUAGUGGCUGGUGUUGCAAUUGCAUUACUUAUCCUAAUAUAUGCUCUGUAUAAAUUUCGCAGCAGGGAUGAAGGAUCAUACAAAGUAGACGAAACUCAAAAUUUUGCCUAUGUAAGUGAACCCAAAAAGGCCCCCAGCACUAAUGGAGGCCUUAAACCCAACAAUAACUGUGCCCCAGGAAAAACUGGCAAGAAACGAGACGUUAAAGAAUGGUAUGUCUGAGAAUUCUAGACUGCUCUUUAAGAAGAAAAUUUUACUGUAUAAUUUUUAAAAUGUGAUAAUGAAAUCAAAGUGGCUGGAGGGGGAAAACGUAUUAUAGUGUUCAAGGAUUUGUGAAUUCCACGCUCAGCUCAGUCUGUUUGACCAAGACUUGUGUGUGAGAGCCCUGAAUGGUCAGGGGUCCAAGAGAAGAUAUUGAGUGCUCAAUUACAACAAUUCUGAGGACAAAGCUGAUUAAACCUUAGUCAUCAAAGGUCUACACACAAACUGUCCCUGAUCAGCACGGAUAGUGUUUACCAGUGUUGUUGUGCAAUGUUUUGUCUAAACGUUCAUUUAAAUUCAGUAAACAAACUAAUUACCGAUAGUUGGCUUUUACAGACAUGCCUAGAAGCUUCUGACUGGAAUCUAGUGACGACAGAUGAUUAGCUGUCUCCCCUUGACGGAUAUGUACAUGUAGCUGGCCUCCCAAACAAUGUGAUUUUUGGGGGGUUAUUUUGGUUAGUACAUUGGUGCAAUUUGUAUAAGAAGGCGCCUUUGAGGGGAGUAACCAUGAGCUCAAUCCUGAGAUAUUACCCCAGUUUGCAGAAAAUUGUUUCGAAUAAAAACUAUUGCUGGGAAAAAAACGCAAAAGCAGAAUUAGGCUGUGUUUAAUAUAGGCAUGUCUUUUGGAAUACAAUCAUUUAUCAGUAUUGAAGUACUGUUUAAUUUUGUUCUAUUCAUGGCGCAGAUGUUUUAAGGAACACAUAUCAUGUGUAGGUUAAGCAUACAAAUUCAGUGUUUGUACAAAUUGAGCUUUAAUUGUCAUAUCAUGCACCCGUUCACUGUUAGUAGACCUAGUUGACACAUUAGGAUGGAACGAGUUACAAGACCAAGAAUUGUCACCAUAGCAACAGAGAACUGUAACCAUAGCAACAGAGAACUAGGACCAUAACCACUCAACUGCGUGUGAUAAAAUACAACCCUUGUACUUCUGUCGGAAAUAUGGUCCAGAAUAGUCAGUCUAUAGAAAUUUGCUGUAUAUUUGUAUUAUAAGAAAGAUAACUCUGCGUUACUGCUGUGUUCUAGCACUGUUAUAAACCUGAUUGUGUAGCCGCCCAGUUUUCCUGUGAAAUGCUUGGAUAAUGUGCUCAGAGCUGGAUCUGACCAAUACCACGGCCUGUAUUAUAGAGAAUUUCGUCGUGUUUCCCGGCUGAGCAAGGACCUAACCAAUGGAGUUGCCUGUACUAUUUAAGCUUGGGCCUGAGUUUCCCUGCUGAGCAAGGAUCUGACAAAUAGUUGCCUGUACUGUAUAAACUUGGGUCCAAAUUUCCCUGCUGAGCAAAGAUCUGACCAAUAGAGUUGCCUAUACUAUAUGGGCUUGGGUGCAUGUUUCCCAACUGAGCAUGGAUCUGGUCAGUAGAGAUGCAUGUACUGUAGGUGCUUGGGUCCAUGUUACCCCGCUACUUAUAUUCUCUAGAUAGUGUCACAAACGACCUUCCAUAGACGAGGGAAUAAUUGACCUAAAUGGUUGUAUCUGUGUAUUGUUUGUAUUUUUAUCUACGCAGUGUUACACUGUUGUAUCAUUACGUGCUUUUAUAUUGUUAUUUAUGACAUACACAAAUUGUUUGUGUUAAUUUGCAAGUGCACCUCUUGUUACGUUUUUAUUUUUAUUUUCCUUCUGAUUAUUACCUCAUAAUUCAUUCUUUGUACAUAUUAUGCUUGCUAGCAGACCCUGCAUGGCAAGAAGUAGCAUAUUCAGUCAUUUACCUGUUCGAAUGACAGCACAAUGUAAUCUCUGAUACUUGUAUUAUACAUUGCCUAAAUGACACGGGUUUUACUGAAAUAUCGGCUGAAUGAGGACUGGUGUCCUUUGAUUGAAGUCUGGAAUUCACUGGCUGAUGGCGUUGAGUCCACAGGAAUGACGGAUCCAGACUUCAUUUCUGUGCGUGAAAACUUGACAGGGGAUUUUAAAGACUGUGGGAUUUAGCCCAAGUCUAUAUAUAUCUGACUUAAAACCUCACGAUUUAGUUUAGUUCAAAAACUGGGACCAAUGCCUUUUUAUUCAGAUUUUUAUAAUCAAGCCAUGUUGUUUGAAGUGAGUAGUUGAUAAUUUACCUCCUUAUUUCCGUACACAUGGUGAAAAACUGUGUUAAAUGGUUUUCCCAUAGAAUAGUGCUUUAAGCAAUAUGGCGUAUAGUCUCUUCCCGUAUAUCUUUACAUUUUUAUCAUGUCCAGGCAGUAAGAGAGGAAAAACAAAUAUGCCUUAGCUUCUUAUCAGAACCGCACAAUCUCCUCCUAAUUUUCAUAAACGUACCUUAUUUGACUAAUAUUUAUUUGAAAAAAAAAACACAAUUUUAAUCCAGUUUUUACAGUCUGUUUUAGCAGUUUCUCUUUUUUUCAAGGUUAGCAUAUACCAUGCAAAAAAUCUCAGAGACUAAUUUGUUUGAAACAGGUUCCAAGUAUCACCACCAGUUCCUCAGUUUCACACAUCACUACUGGCUGAUGAAAUAUGUCUCAAAAGUACUGUUUUGUCUGUCUGUUUUAUACAAAGGCUUUAAAGAAAGUUUAUCAUUAUUAGAGUCGGCACUCUUCCAUAUUGAUAUUACAGUAGACUUUGUGAAUGUUAUUGAUCGUACUUGUGUAUUGUAGAAAGUCGUCUGUACAUGGUACUCUGUGCUUCAAACAUGGUUUCACCGUCGUUUUAAAAGUGGUAGUUACAAAUAGUUAUUAUAUAUCAGCUGUAAACUUCAAUCCGCACGUGAACAUGUUCAUUUCAAAGUUGACCUUGUUCGUUGUAUGUUCUUUAUAAGGCGUUGCUCAGCCAACUGCCUGGGUAAAGAAUUCAUUGUUGUUGUAUGUGUGUGUGUGUUUGGAGAGUGCUAAUGGCGACGAGUAGAUUAAACCAUUUUGUACAAAUAAUUAUGAUGAUAAAUACACGUGAAAUAAACGUUUCUACUCGAUUGGA